Molecule: messenger RNA, 1056 nt
Organism: Ixodes scapularis (black-legged tick)
Lineage: Eukaryota; Metazoa; Arthropoda; Arachnida; Ixodida; Ixodidae
Product: beta-1,3-galactosyltransferase 1-like
Exons: 1
Coding region: 1-1056 (351 amino acids)
Cellular component (GO): membrane
Molecular function (GO): hexosyltransferase activity
Source: RefSeq, a predicted model, not a curated record
AUGUGGUCGCUCCGCAGACGCCGUGCCAUACGUCAGCUUACCAUCUCCGUGGUAGUCGUGGCGUUCCUCUCGGGCGGCGUAUACCUCUGCGCCCACGGAGGCAUUGAAUUCAGAGGCAGCAAAGAUUUUACUUCGACGCCAAGCCGUGCCCUCCAGUCGCUUCCGCCCAAGGUUCUCCCGAAGCAGCGCACUUACGCGCAUCCCUUCGAUUAUAUCAUCAACUCACCCCAUCUGUGCCUUGGCAACGACACUAGACCUCAUCGCGUUGACUAUCUCUUUGUGGUAUUCUCGGCCGCCGAAAACUCGGGACACCGUGUUGCCAUUCGCGAGACCUGGGGCCAAGACCUGAGGGAGUAUCCGGCCACCAGGGUAGUGUUUUUUUUGGGUGCCACCAACGACUCGAGACUUCGGUCCACCCUCCGGAGCGAGUCUUCGGUUCACUCGGACAUCAUCCAGGGGUCCUUCAUCGAUGCCUACAGCAACGUGACUCUCAAGUCGAUCAUGAUGUUGCAGUGGGCGUCCACAUUCUGCCGCUGCGCUCGGUUCGUCGUCAAGGUAGACGACGACACGUACCUGAACGCUGCCAACUUCUUCGCGACGAUAGCUCCGCGCCCACCGGAUGCUAUAUAUGGCCGACUCUUUGAGGGCAGCAUACCUAUCAGAGAUCCGGCUGACAAGUAUCACGUAAGCCUCGAAGAUUACCCUGCGUCCUCGUACCCGAACUACGUGGCGGGCUCUAGCUACGUGCUGGGCGGACACAUCGUAGAGACGCUUUACAGAGCGACGGGCCAAGUGAAGCCUUUCCCAAUUGAGGACGUCUACAUCACCGGCUCCUGCGCCGAAAGUGCCGGCAUCCGUCGCGUGGGCCUUUCGGGUUUCCACUCGCAAAGAGUGGGGUCUCCCUGCGGUCUUAAGAACGCCGUGACUUCUCACUACACGCCGCCGCGGAAGAUGUACACAUUAAAGGACCAACUGCGACGCCUGGAAUUCGUGUGCUACCGAGUACUAUUUGACUUUGCGUACUACUGUUAUUGUAGGACGUUGCUCCCGACUUGA